This is a messenger RNA of Salvia miltiorrhiza (redroot sage), 2763 nucleotides long. Its product is annotated as O-fucosyltransferase 31-like. Lineage: Eukaryota; Viridiplantae; Streptophyta; Magnoliopsida; Lamiales; Lamiaceae. The transcript is spliced from 10 exons. The record is from RefSeq and is a predicted model, not a curated record. Bases 945 to 2495 code for a protein of 516 amino acids.
CAAAGCACCAAUUCAAUUAAAUAUUUUUUUAUAUACAGAAAAAGAGCACAUCAAUUAAAGAAUAUACAGAAAUGCGUUUUCUGCCCCUUAUUUGCAUAAAAUUUGGAAAACCAGAGCAAAAACUACUACCGCUACCCCACUCUCUUUAUUUCUCUCUCACACACACACAGUGCGACGAUAAAUCUGUGUUUUUAUGGUGAAAGAGCAGUGUCGGUGGAGGGUUUAAAAGCCAUUAAUUUAUCCAGAAUAGCGGUAAAUUUCUUUGGUGAGAGGUGGAGUCAAUAAAAGGGUGCAUCGCUUCCGUGAAAGGCUGAGGAAAAGUUGAAGCCCACACAGCUCAUGAUUCAGUCCUUUUUGGACACGUAUUAGCCCUCGCCAAGCGGAGCGGUGCGCUGUCUCUCUCCUCUCUUUCUCUCUCUUCCCAAUAUAAAUCUAUCCGUUGGGCCGUCGGGGCCCCAUCUGGAAAACGACGAUAUCAUUCAUCUCCCCCCAUUGCCUACCAAUUUUUCUUCUACACAUAAGCAUUUUUGCUACUGUGUGAUUUGUUUUAGUGUCGUUUUCGGUCUUUGGACCAGAAUUAUGGAAUCAAGGAAUUGUUUUCUUUAUAUUUGUUGUAGUGAGAUAAAGUAACGAUCUUUGCCUGUAUUUAUUACUAUAUCUUGUCACACAGACCCCAAAAAGGGGAGAUGAAUUAUUUAAGAAUGUAGUAGUACUUCUUUAUUUGAUUUUUGUUUGAGGUAAGACUUAAGAGCAUAAGUACUGUACAGUUGUAUUUAGCGUCGACAUGUGAGAUGCUUUUAGUGAGGCUGAUAAUGAGGAUGGUCCCUCUCUCCUGCAUGGAAGCUGCUUUAGUGUAGUGUUCCGAGAUUAAGACUUGAAGCCUAUUUUUUGUAAUAAAACUAGUAUCGUUGAAGUAAUUAAAGAUCAACAGCCAUUAUAUUAUUAUGAGGCAACCCUCUCUCUCUCAAAGCGAUAGCCAUAGAGGAGGAACUAUGGCUGCUGCUCUUGUCCUGCUACUACCCUUUCUUUUUCCUAGCAUAUUCACCCCUUUCAGCCACGCUUUCCCCUCUCUUCUCUCGGAAUGGAAUGCUCCUAAACCUAGACACUCUCGCUUGCUUAAGAGUGCUUUGCAGCGCCAAAGUUCUGAUAGACAACUGGCUGAACUAUGGAUGCCGUUGCCUCAACAACCACUGAAACGUUGUGUCCGAUCAGGCAGUACCUCCACAUUGCCAGAGAAGUCUCAGGGAUAUAUUCAGGUGUUCCUUGAUGGAGGACUAAAUCAGCAAAGAAUGGGAAUUUGUGAUGCAGUUGCCGUUGCCAAAAUUUUGAAUGCGACUCUCAUAAUUCCAUAUCUUGAAGUGAAUCCUGUCUGGCAAGAUUCAAGCACAUUCAUGGACAUAUAUGAUGUGGAUCACUUCAUUAACGUGCUGAAAGAUGACAUAUCUAUUGUUAGAGAAUUACCUGAUGAAUAUUUUUGGAGCACGCGGGAAUAUUACGCUACAGCCAUUCGAGCUACCAGAAUUAAAACAGCACCUGUUCAUGCUUCAGCAAACUGGUAUCUGGAGAAUGUUUCACCUGUCUUGCAGAGUUAUGGAAUCGCUGCAAUUGCACCAUUUUCUCACCGUUUGGCCUUCGACAAUAUGCCGGAGGAGAUCCAACGGCUACGAUGCAAAGUCAACUUUCAGGCAUUGGUUUUUGUUCCUCAUAUCAGAUCUCUUGGGGAUGCUCUUGUUAGUCAUCUCAGAACUUCUCCUAGUUCAAGUGAUGCAGACGGCACUAACUACCUACAGAAAGUUACUGGUACUAGGGACUGGCAAGGGAGUGGAAAGUUUGUUGUUCUCCAUCUUCGUUUUGACAAGGACAUGGCUGCCCACUCGGCAUGUGACUUUGGUGGAGGCAAGGCUGAGAAGUUGGCUCUAGCCAAGUACCGACAGGUUAUUUGGCAGGGAAGGGUGUUAAAUUCUCAAUUUACUGAUGAGGAGUUGAGGAGCCGAGGGCGGUGCCCGUUGACUCCUGAAGAGAUUGGAUUGCUGCUGGCAGCUUUGGGAUUUGACAACAGUACUCGCUUAUAUCUAGCUUCCCAUAAGGUAUAUGGUGGGGAAGCUAGGAUCUCAACGUUGCGGAGUUUGUUUCCUCUUAUGGAAGACAAAAAGAGUCUGGCGUCUUCAGAAGAAAGAGCUCAAAUUAAAGGAAAGGCUUCAUUAUUAGCAGCAGUCGAUUACUAUGUCAGCAUGCACAGUGAUAUCUUCAUUUCUGCUUCGCCAGGAAAUAUGCAUAAUGCUAUUGUGGGCCAUCGAACAUAUGAAAACAAGAAGACCAUAAGGCCGAGCAUGGCGUUGCUGGGGCAGCUCUUCUUGAACAAGAGCAUGACUUGGUCGGAGUUUGAAGAAGCCGUCGUUGGAGGGCACAAGAAUAGGCAAGGACAGUUGAGACUACGCAAACCUACACAGUCCAUAUACACAUACCCUGCACCUGAUUGCAUGUGCAAUGCUUGAGGUACCUUUGCGCCUGCAGCUGUUUACUAUUUAUGAAUAAAUGACGACCCCUUACGCGUUUUAGUUAUAGAGACACAGGCGUGUCAUGACCCCGCACACUCACUUGGAGAUUCAUUAAGGGGGUAGAAAAUCACUGUAAAAAUCUGGGGUUGUAAAUUAUUUAUUUGGGUUUGAAUUGCAAAUUCUUGUGUAGCGGUUAGGAGGAUGAUGCUGGUGUGGUGUAACAUAGUAUAUUUUUAUUAAAUCCUCAUUAUUUUUUCUGCCAUAA